Gasterosteus aculeatus aculeatus (three-spined stickleback) is the source of this 1911-nucleotide messenger RNA. RefSeq names its product ADP-ribosylation factor-like protein 8A. Gene Ontology annotation, molecular function: GTPase activity; GTP binding. Gene Ontology annotation, biological process: anterograde axonal transport; protein transport. Lineage: Eukaryota; Metazoa; Chordata; Actinopteri; Perciformes; Gasterosteidae. The record is from RefSeq and is a predicted model, not a curated record. Gene Ontology annotation, cellular component: lysosomal membrane.
CACCUCGGUUCAUCGCGAGUCCGCCGGUGUCCUUUGCUAAGCUGUAACCGCCCGCGGUCGUCACCGUGACUGUCAGCGUCCCCGAAAAACACCGGACUGUCGGGGCAUUAGCCAGCUAGCAUAGCCACCUAGCCGUAGCAGGACCCUCAAGCUAGCGUUAGCUUCGGACCGUACACAAAAAAAGAAAGGAAAAGAUGAUAGCGCUAAUCAACAAACUGCUGGACUGGUUCAAGGCGCUUUUCUGGAAGGAGGAGAUGGAGCUGACCCUGGUGGGGCUGCAGUACUCGGGGAAGACCACCUUCGUCAACGUGAUAGCGUCGGGCCAGUUCAGUGAAGACAUGAUUCCUACAGUUGGAUUCAACAUGAGGAAGAUCACAAAGGGCAACGUCACCAUCAAGUUGUGGGACAUCGGGGGUCAGCCUCGGUUCCGGAGCAUGUGGGAGCGCUACUGUCGAGGAGUCAGCGCUAUUGUCUACAUGGUGGACGCAGCCGACCCGGAGAAGAUCGAAGCCUCCAAGAACGAACUCCACAACCUGCUGGACAAACCGCAGCUGCAGGGCAUCCCGGUUCUGGUUCUGGGGAACAAGAGGGACCUCCAAGGAGCUCUGGAUGAGAAGGAGCUCAUAGAGAGGAUGAACCUGUCGGCCAUCCAGGACCGCGAGAUCUGCUGUUACUCCAUCUCCUGCAAGGAGAAAGACAACAUCGACAUCACUCUCCAGUGGUUGAUCCAACACUCCCGGACUAAGAGGAGUUCCUGAGAACAGACCCCCCCCACACCUGACCCCCAACAGAACAGGCCACGCCCACCUGUCUUACACACACGCUCUUUGAUCAGACCCCUCCCAUCUACCCUUCCUCCCCCCCCCCGUGACUCCGCCCCUUCAGAUGCGCCGAUGCCUCGUUCCAGAGCCUCUCGAUCCAUUUCCUGUUUCCUCUCGUAGCUCCACGCAUCUCUCGGUUAUUCACGCUGUUCUUUUCCUGUGUUUUACCUGCCGAGGCGAUUCUGACCACAUGCUGAUAACGCCAGAUUUCUAUUGAUUAUAUUGGUUAUUAGAGGACGACGUUGCUCACGUCAAAGUAACGGCAGAUCGAAAGCAUUAACCACAGAAGAAGAAGAUGGAAUCCGCCCACUUUAGAGAUUCCGAGAUCUCCCUGAGAACCCACGGGACACACAAUGAUGUCAUGUCCUGCUGUGACAUCACAGGUCACACUACAAAAGCCUGCGGCUUCAUUUCUACAGCAGUAAACGCUUUAUUUACGAGAGUCUUUGUGGAUGGAAGCUACGAGUUUAGCCUCUGAGCCGAGCCGUCGGUGCAUCUUUAACCUCCACUCAGGAGACUUAGCUGGUUAGCUUCGAGCUCCGCCCCCCUCGUGGAUCUGCCUUCAUCGCCCCGCCCUCCUCGGAUUGUUCCCCUUCUACCUCCAUGUUCAUCCAUCCGCACCUCCUGUCCGUCUUUCCUACCCUCCUUUACUUUUGGAUGUUUCCCGCUUCCUCUCUCCUUGCUGCCAAGCCCCGCCCCCUUCGCCGUGUCUCCUGCCCAGUGAGGGAUAAAAAACCUUUUUAUUGCACUGUUUGUUUUUUUGUAAGAUAUUAAUAAGAAUAAUGUUAAUAAUCUUGUAAUUGUGACAUAACCUGGUGUGUCCAGAUUUAAUGGUGGUACUCUUAACUUGAGAAGGAGAAAUGUUGUUUCUGUAAUAAGCUUUUUAUUCUUAUUUGUUUUAUAUUGUUAUUUUUGUAUUAUGUUCUUUUUUUUUACUCUCUGAUGUAAACCAGAGGUCAGUGUUUCGUGCUCCGAGGCGCCUGCUGAUUGGACCUCGAGUGUCACGUGAUCACACAUUCACACACCAUGUAAUUAAUUAAGCGUUGGAUCCCCACAUAUUAAAUGUUUAUUUUAAAAUCCAUCCGUUUAA